UCUAGAUCUAUUGCGUAAAUGAGCUGUUACCUAAAUUAUUUGUAUUAUUGUUAUUUGUUUAGUAUAGUUUCUUUGGAAGAUUCUCAUCAGUUCUUUAAGAAAUACUCUUCUCUAAGCCUAUUUAUACCCCGACCCAUUUUCACUUUGAAUCACCAUUAAACCAGGUCUUUAGUACAAAACUUCAAACAAAAGGUCAAAAGCUAAUUUCUUUUUUUUGCUAAGAAAAACUAAUUUCUUCCUCUUCGACCUCUCAAGCAUCAUUAGAUAAACAAAUCCUAUUCCCGUCAUGGCAGCAAUGACCGCGGCAGCAGUUCCAGCAACUGGAUCUUUCCAGAAACAAGACGAGGAGUGGCGUGCGGUUCUGUCUCCUGAGCAGUUUAGGGUUCUCAGACUAAAAGGCACAGAUAAACGAGGCAAAGGAGAGUUUACAAAGAAGUUCGAGGAAGGGACUUAUAGUUGUGCUGGUUGUGGAACUGCUCUUUAUAAAUCGACCACUAAGUUCGACUCCGGUUGCGGUUGGCCUGCGUUCUUCGACGCCAUCCCCGGUGCUAUUAAACAAACUCCAGAAGCAGGUGGAAGAAGAAUGGAGAUAACAUGUGCAGUGUGUGAUGGACAUUUAGGCCAUGUUUUCAAAGGCGAAGGUUACUCUACUCCAACCGAUCAACGUCACUGCGUUAACAGUGUCUCUCUCAAAUUCUCUUCUGCUGGUUCCUCCCAAUAAUCAUAUCAUUGAUCGGACCACUUUAUCUCAUGAAAUCAAGAAUCUAUUCUAUGAUCUGUGUGAGCUUGCUAGGUUUCUUUCCCAUACUCAUGUAAUAUUAUGAUUCCUAUGUGUGUGUUUUUCUCUACUUUCCAAUAAAUGAUAUUGAUUCCACUUCGUUCGAUGUACUCUCUGUAAUAUAUAUUUUAAUAAACUUUGGAUAUACUAUACUUUUUUGUC
Molecule: messenger RNA, 940 nt
Organism: Arabidopsis thaliana (thale cress)
Lineage: Eukaryota; Viridiplantae; Streptophyta; Magnoliopsida; Brassicales; Brassicaceae
Gene: MSRB7
Product: methionine sulfoxide reductase B7
Exons: 3
Coding region: 287-721 (144 amino acids)
Biological process (GO): response to oxidative stress; protein repair
Cellular component (GO): cytosol
Molecular function (GO): oxidoreductase activity, acting on a sulfur group of donors, disulfide as acceptor; peptide-methionine (R)-S-oxide reductase activity
Source: RefSeq, marked reviewed